UGUCUGCAGGGACCUUUAACACCAUGGUGCAACACCAGUUCACAGACUGGCUUGAAUUAAUCUAUGUAUAAUCAUUUUUAGAAUAAAAGUAGAAAAAAUAUAUUUUAUAAUUCUAAAUACAAAUAAAUUAGCCCUUGUAGUUAAUAUAACUUGGUGUACUCCCAAGCAGAUAAACAGACUCUACUACAGCAGAAAACAUGCUGGUAGAAAAAAAACUACAGCGUGAAUCCGGAAAAGGAAGAGGAAAUGUUUUGUGCAGAGGUCACCGGGACCUCGCGGUGGCAGCCGGGACGUCGGCGGACUGUGAGCCUGCCUGAGGAGAGCUGCGUGUCCCCAGUGUCCGCUCCGGUCGCCCGGUCAGGAAUGCGCCUCACGAAGCCGCUGUGCGGUGUAAUGUUUGAUGAGACGCCAGCGGGGAGUGAAGUCUGAGAAGAGUCAUGGUUUGGCUUUGUUUACACUGCUAGUAUCGUAGCAGGUUUGAUCCGCUGAGCUGACGGUGCUCCACAGCACGCUCAGGUCGAUAGCUUCAGUCUGCAGCACACCUGCUAAGUUAGCUGCUAGGAAGCUAGUUCGAGAUCCGACAGGAGAGCCGGACUGACUGCUGAGCCCGGCCGGUGCGCCGGACAGAGGAGGUGGUGGCAGGCGGGGGCCGGGACAACACGACGGGGUGGAAGUGAGUCAGGAGCGGCUGAUGAGUUCAGACCAGAGCGGAGAGCCGCCGCUGCUGCAGGAGGAGGAGGCCGAGCCGGGACCGAGGACCGGCGGGAAGGACGAGACUCCGCCGGGGAACGAGGGAGGGUCCGGCGGCAUGGUCACCUCUAAGGGCGCCGGUUUGAACCCAAAUGCCAAGGUGUGGCAGGAGAUGCCCGUGGCCCCCAGCGAGGCUGUUACCAACAGUCCUCAUUGGCCCCCCUCAGACAUCAGCGAGGGUUAUUCUGAGCCGUCGUCUGCUGGGUGCAAGCAGUACACUGUGGGAUUCACGGCCCUGGAUGACAGCAGCUCCACAGCAACAGCUGAGAUAGCAGUAAAUGGAAUGGACCCUCCAGAGUUGGGCUUUUCCCCCGCUGAGUCCACCACAGGGACCUCAGUGGAUUCCAAAACUGAAGAACAGCCGAUCUCUUCUGAGAAUCUACGCGAGUCUCUAAAGAAAGAACUGGAGUUUUAUUUCUCAAGAGAAAACCUCUCGAAGGAUUUGUACCUGAUGUCUCAGAUGGACAGCGACCAGUUUGUCCCCAUUUGGACCAUCGCCAGCAUGGAGGGCAUCAAGGUCCUCACCACUGACAUGGACCUCAUCCUGGAUGUGCUGAGAUCUUCUCCCAUGGUACAAGUGGAUGAGAAAGGGGAGAAAGUGCGUCCUAAUCACAAGCGGUGCAUUAUCAUCCUGCGGGAGGUCCCUGAAACCACACCUGUUGAGGAAGUGGAGUCACUGUUCAAAAAUGACAACUGUCCAAAGGUGAUAAGUGUCGAGUUUGCACACAACAACAACUGGUACAUCACAUUCCAAUCAGACACGGAUGCUCAACAGGCAUACAAAUACUUGAGAGAGGAAGUGAAAACAUUUCAGGGAAAACCCAUCAUGGCCAGGAUAAAGGCCAUCAACACAUUCUUUGCAAAGAAUGGCUACCGUAGCAUGGACAGCAGCCUGUACGCCCAGCAGUCCCAGAGCCAGUCCCAGUACAGUUCCCCACUCUACAUGCAGCAUGUUUACCCCCAGCAGCAGUACCCAGUCUACGGCAUCGUACCUCCCACCUGGACGCCUUCGCCCACACCGUAUUUUGAAACUCCUCUGGCACCGUUUCCCAACAGCAGCUUUGUGAAUGGCUUCGGCUCUGCUGGACACUACAAAACUGGCUCCGGUUCUCUUAAUAUCACUCGCCCAUUCAAUAGAAACCGUGUCCCUCUCUAUUCAAGAAAGAAUGUAAUAAAUGCCUUCAGAAACCACGUGAAGCCCCAGGGGAGGACAAACGAGGUGACUUCAGCAUCUAUAACUCCUGUCCCCUUGGAGAGUCUGACUGGACUGCGUGGCCCGCAGCCCCCCACUCCUGUUGCAGCCACCACCACUAACUCAGUCCAGACUGCCUCUGACCUGAACUCGGCGUUCUCACAUCUCUCCUCCUCCUCCUCAUCCUUGGACCCCAGCGAUGACAGCGGCAUGGCUGGACGUGGAAGACGGAGCACAACUUACAGAGGAACACGGAGGAGGCGAGAAGAUGAACGGAUUACGAGGCCUGUACCGCUAGCAGAGGUCAAGGUUUCUCCUCCCAAGUUUGACUUGGCUGCUACCAAUUUCCCCCCUCUUCCCGGUUGCGUGGUCAGCACACAAGGAGAGCCAGUGCUAGAAAACCGAAUGUCAGAUGUUGUACGCGGUUUGUACAGGGACAAGACAGAACAAGCCAAUAAAGAAGCCACUGUGAGUCCAGCUUCAGGCCAAGCCCCGGUCACAGAGGAGGCUGUGGCUGUCUCAAGUCCUGCCCUGGCAGCACCGAAACCUGCUACACAACCACUCGGACCCUCGGCCCCUGGUAUCACUCGUCAGGAGAAGAGGGUUGAACGGGCAGAGCCCCCAGUUCCAAAAGCGACCCCACGUGCACCUGUUCAAACUACCAUCAACCCCUCCUCCUCUUCUUCCUCCUCAUCCUCCUCCUCCACACAGCCUGUGCCUAGCUCCAGGCCUCAGCCCUCUGCUGCCUCCACGCCAGCGACACCUAGCACGCCGGCCCCUGCUCCAGCCACUAUUCCCACGCCUGCACAGGAGCCCCGUAAGCUCAGCUACGCCGAGGUAUGCCAACGGCCACCCAAGGAUCCCCCCCCUGCAGCCCCCGCAGCCCCCGCAGCCCCUGCACCAGCUUCCUCCGGCACUGCAUCAGGCCAGCCGUUACGCGAGUUGCGCGUCAACAAGGCCGAGGAGCCGGGCUCCAGCGGUGGUCCUGGAGACAAGCAAGAGAAAAGCCACGACAGGGAGGGCGGAUGGGAAUGCAAGGAGAGCCGGCCACCGCGUGAACGUGACUCUCAAGGCUACCACCGCAGCAAUGGCCCCAGAGGCACUGGGGGCCUCAAGUUCCGGGACCAGAGGCGGCCGCCUAUGGCCCGACGCAGCUCCCCGCAGGGAGGCUACAGGCACACUGGCAAAGAGCAGAAUAUCCCACCAGUAUCGCCAAAGUAAAAACUUGAUAAGAAUAGAAAAAAGAUGUAUGAAUAUAUACAUGGAUAUAUAUAAUUAUAUAAAAAUGAAUAACAUAAAAGCAACAACAUUAUGGUAGCCACCUUCCCUCCUGGGACUUGUCCACAGAAAAGCUUUUAAAAUGACGAUAGGACCGGGACAUCCAGGACUAAUGGGCAAAAUGACACCUGAAGAACUUUUAACGAGUGAUUUGAAAAGGAAACAAAAAUCUUGUUUUUGGCCUCCGGCGUUAUGCUUAAAAGAAUUUAAGUGCAAUUUAUCUGGAGGCCGUCUCAUUUACGCUCUGCUAGGGAAGAGGUGGGAUCCUGGGCCGCGUAAAAGGCCCUCUACCUUUUUUUUUUUUUUUUUUUUUUUCAUUUUUUUCUUUUGGAUUUAAGAAUAGAUGUUGGUCUGCAAGAACAAUAUGCACUAAGAAGAAAAGAACAUGCAUAUAUGUCAUGUACAUAUACAAAGAUAUCACUAACACGCAAUGAGAUCAGUUUUUUUUUUUUUCCUUGUGUGCUUAGGUUUGCAAGUAUGACUGAAGGGGUUGACUGAUGUCUGUGUAUGCAUUGAUUGUUAAACAAAAUGAUUGAAGUGCUCCAGUAAUGCUGUUGCACUGACAUAAUGAAAUGGAUGAUUUUUUUUUUGAUUUUUACAUCAGAGAUUCAGAAUCGCUGUCCUGAAACGCGGACAGUGAGGUCUUCUAAUGUAUAUUAAUGAAAUGUGUUCUAUGGUGGUAUUUUGAUCCUGGUUCAUCAUUUGGCUUAAAUUGUAUCAGUCAGAUAUCAGAAACUGUUGAUGUACGCCGCAGUCAAGGUGUGUGGUUUUUUUUUUUUUUGUUUUGUUUGAAGCCCGAAAAAUCCACUUUGGGGUGCUCACUGGCCCGUCGGCCACGGUGAACCUGCUAGCCUGGUCCAAAGUUUUUCAUGUUAAGUUUUAUCUCUUAUCUUUCUGAAACGUUUUUGGAUCCACCCAACUCCAGUGGAUUCAUCGUCAUGUUUGAUAAUCAGUCAGGUUCUCUGUUUACAUGUUUGUUUGGGUAGUAGGGUGACGUUUUCCAUGGGAGAGAAGAAAAGAAAAAAAAAAAAGAAUAGUUUAAUGGUAAGAUUUGACUGUUCAGCGCGCCUGAUGGUUUUAGGUUUGGCUUUUCUACAUCAUCACAGGAUAUCCAGGUUAAGCUUAUAUCUGUGAAUUGUUCUUAACAAUGGCAUAGUGUCAAAAAUAGACUGAAGAGUGCUGUUAGCUAAGGAUGAUAGCUACAUAAUAAUUGGCAGCCAAGUCGUGGGUAUAAAGAAAAUUGGGACAUUUUCACGUGCUAUGUGCCAGCUGCCUACGAUCAUAGUGUGCUAGGAUAAAGUUUUGAUUUUUAUUGACGAGGUCUGCUAAAUAAUGUAGUCUUGGGGAAACUUUUGGCCCAGUGAAACUGGAUUUUGAAGAAACUGUAGAGGUGUAGUUGCCUAUGCUAUCUCGUAAUAACCCUUCACUAGAAACGUGUGUGGGAGAAUGUAAUUGUUCUAGUACUGAAUUUACAGAGGGAGGCUUUUGACAGCAGGCAUCCACCAGAUUGUUUUGUGCUUUUAGGGUGAGUUUGCUGUUUUAUUUUUUUUUUUUGUCUUUGUUUUUUUUUCUUUUCUUUCCUUUUUUUUUUUUUUUUUUUUUUAAAUUUGAAAAACAAAACAGGUUGACUUAGAAUUUGAAGUUUGACUCACUGUAUGUAUUGCUUUUUAAAUUUAUUUAUUUUAAUUCUGAUGCGCAACGCUUUUCUCCCAAUCUUGGUAGGCUGGUUUCCCCAAAGUUGUGUGAAAUCGCAUUGGCAAAAUAAAAAAAAUUACGCAUAUGACAUUUAUAUACUGUUCGAGAUGUCAGCUGAGAGAAAAUACUUGAUGCAUUGACUUUGGGUUUAGUAAUGCAGUAAAAUGAGUAACCAAUCACUGGGGCUGUUAUUUCUUUUUUUUCAUUAAUGAGUAUGAGCAGCUAGUGAUUUAGUAUAAUUAAAGAAAUGCACUAACUUGUUUUUAAAAAAAUAAUCUUACUCAUGAGUAAUGUGAAAUCAUUUUAGAAGCAUAUGGUUGAUGUUGACAGGCUUGCAAAUACCUACAGGAAUUGCCCCCCCUCCCCUCCCCUCCCCUCCCCCCAAUAUGUUUGGGUUAUUUUCUGUUUAAUUUGGGUUGGGGUGGCAAAAAGGAAAUAUAGUAAUUGAUCAACCAAGUGUUUGAGACACAAUCCUAGAACUGUAUGAAAUGUCACCAAAAAUAAAUUAUUUUGAUUUGGC
Messenger RNA from Thunnus maccoyii (southern bluefin tuna), 5435 nucleotides. RefSeq names its product la-related protein 4 (gene larp4aa). Bases 692 to 3163 code for a protein of 823 amino acids. The transcript has 17 exons. Gene Ontology annotation, biological process: positive regulation of translation. Gene Ontology annotation, molecular function: mRNA 3'-UTR binding. Lineage: Eukaryota; Metazoa; Chordata; Actinopteri; Scombriformes; Scombridae. Gene Ontology annotation, cellular component: cytoplasmic stress granule; cytosol. The record is from RefSeq and is a predicted model, not a curated record.